AUGAUAAAAUUAUUGCUCGGUAAAUUAAAGAUUCAUUUCUUUAUAACAAUUUUUAGUUCUUUACAAGAAGAAAAUAAUGGAAAGAAAACAUUAGAUGAAUUAUCUCGUUUACGUUCAGAAUUGCAACAAAUUAAUUCUGAUAGUGAAAGUGAAAGAAACCAAUUUAAACAAAAAAUAAAUAAAUUAAAAUUACAAAAUGAACAAUUAGAAAAAGAAUUAAUAGAAAAAGAAAAAAAUUAUUUUGAUAAUAAUAAUAAAAUAAAAAAUAAUUAUUUAAUUGAAAAUGAAAAGAAACAAAUGGAAAAACAAAAUAAUAAUAUUAAUGAUAAUGAUGAUGAAGAAGAGAAGGAGGAGAAUGCCAAUAAAUUAACAACAAAAAAGCCAACAACAACAACAAACAAAGAAAAUACAUUACUAGAUAAAUUAUUUUCUGAUGUUUUGAGUAUUGUUGAAAAAGAUGUAAAAUUAAUUGGAAAUAAAAAUAAAAUAAUUAAUAAUGUUAACGAAAAUGAAAUUAAUGAAAUAAAUAAUUUUAGAUGGCAAAAAAUGUAUGAAGAUGUUUAUGAGGAAUUGGAAAAAGUUCGACAAAUUUUACUUGCCGAGCAUGAAUUAAAUAAUCGUUUACGAGAAGAGUUAAACCAAAAGAAAAUAGAAAAUGAAGAUUUACAAGCAAAAUAUGAAAAUAAAUUAAAAGAAUUAGAAUCAGAAUUAAAUAAGAGAAAUAUUCAAACAAAUGGAAUUGAAAGAGCUUUACAGUCAAUUGCUAAUGGAAAUCAAAUAUUAAAUAAUAAUUUAAUUUUUUCAACAGAACUUUCUCUUACUUUCUCCAAAUUAAUUUUAACAGAAAAUUGUUUGAAAUUUGCAGAAAGUCAAAAUCCAGCUGUUUUUGUUGCCAUUGGUUUGUAA
Meloidogyne enterolobii is the source of this 906-nucleotide messenger RNA. Lineage: Eukaryota; Metazoa; Nematoda; Chromadorea; Rhabditida; Meloidogynidae. The record is from the annotation of a GenBank genome assembly.